AUGGUGGUGGGCACAGGCCAAGGAUGUGGCUGGGAGUGUCUAGCCAAACUAUGCACACAGGCGGGCAAUGGAGUGAUGGUCGCUAGGACUGCGGGAUGGAGCAGCGAGUCUUUUCGGCAGCUUCCACUGCGACUGAGCAGCCCCACACUGCUCACCCCUGUGAUGGGGAAGGACCUGGAAAAGGUGGUCCAAAAAUUGUCUGCUCCCUACACUCCGGACGGAACACUGCUGGACCUGGUCGAAACCCCGGACAGGCCCCACCGCAGGACAGCACUGGUGGCCCUGGAGCUUGCAAGAUAUGAUAUCGAUAUUGCUGCUCUCAGCGAGACCAGACUACAUGGGGAGGACUCCUUGACAGAGGUUGGUGCUUGGUACACCUUCUUCUGGAAGGGGGUCCCCGAAGGCAUUCGUCGUAAUCAUGGAGUUGGCUUUGCUGUAAAGUCUAAACUGCUGCAGCGCAUUCCGGAAACCCCUAUCGGCAUCAAUGAAAGAUUGAUGACAUGGCGCAUUCCCCUGGCAAAGGAACGAUUCGCCACUCUCAUUAGUGCAUAUGCUCCAACUCUUGAUGCCGAGUACAACAUCAAAGAGGAUUUCUAUAGAGUUCUUGAUGCCAUCCUACAGAAAACCCCAGCUACAGACAGAAUCAUACUCAUGGGAGACUUCAAUGCUAGAGUGGGUUCGGAGCAUAUGGUAUGGAGUAAAGUCAUCGGCCAGCAUGGUGUGGGGAAAAUGAACCGCAACGGGCUCAGACUCCUCUCUCUCUGUGCAGAGCACCAGCUGGUCAUCACUAACACCAUUUUCCAGAUGAAGAACAGGCUCAAGACCACCUGGCAGCACCCCCGCUCAAAACACUGGCAUCUCCUGGAUUACGUGAUUGUCCGUCAAAAGGAUAGACGAGAUGUCCUUACCACUCGUGUUAUGCGCGGAGCUGAGUGCUGGACUGACCAUCUCAUGGUCAGAUCCAAAUUACUCAUGAGUAUUCAACCUCGUGUUCCGAGGCGAGCCCCAAACAAGAAACUAAACUGCACAGCUUUGAACAACCUCACCAUCAAAGACAACCUCCGAUGGCUCCUUGCUGAAAACCUCAACAUGAUCCCGGAGGAAUCAGCCGAUUGGCCAGCUCUACGCCAGGCUAUUCAUAACGCUGCUUCAGAAGCGCUUGGCCAAUCAAGGAAACAUCACCAGGACUGGUUUGACUGCAACUCAGCUGAGAUACAGUCACUUCUUAAAACCAAGCAUGAAGCCCAUAAAGCUCUCUUGUCCUGCCCUGGAUCUCCUACCCAUAAAGCCACCUUCACUGCUGCAAGAGCAAAACCCAGUGAGCCCUUCGGACUAUGGAGAACAUCUGGUGGAAUCUCUUCAAACCACACCAACCCUGUUGACCAACACAUCCUGGAUAAUCUGCCAGACUUGCCACCAACCAUGCACCUGGAUACUCCACCACUUUUCUCAGAACUCCGGCAAGCUAUUUCAGGGCUGAAAAACAACAAAAGCGCUGGACCCGAUGGAAUCCCUGCAGAGGUUUUCAAACAUGGAGGAUACAUCCUCACGCGUCGCCUGCACCUCCUGAUUCAAAACAUCUGGGAACAUGGGACCCUCCCACAGGACUGGAAGGAUGCUAACAUUGUUGUCAUAUACAAGCAGAAAGGAGACAGACCAGUCUGUGGCAACAGCCGUGGGAUAUCUCUCCUCUCCAUCGCAGGGAAAGUACUGGCCAAGAUCAUGCUCAGCAGACUGGUUGAGCACAUCUCGGAAACUGUGCUUCCGGAAACGCAGUGUGGCUUCCGGAAGACCAGAUCCACAACAGACAUGGUUUUUGUCUUGAGGCAGCUGCUGGAGAAGAGUCGAGAGCAUCACAAAGACCUUUUCGUAGCCUUCAUCGAUCUCAGCAAAGCCUUUGACACCAUCAACCGUGAGUUGCUCUGGAAACACCUAUCCAAAAUUGGGGUACCACCCAAGUUUCUCAGCAUCCUACAGCAGCUGCAUGACGGGAUGCAAGCCAGAGUCCUCAUGGGAGAACUCCAAUCAGAGUCUUUCGGGGUAAACGUUGGGGUGAAGCAAGGCUGUGUCUUGGCUCCGAUGCUCUUUAACAUCCUCCUCUCUGCCCUCACAUGCCUUUUCCACCGUGUCCUGGGACAUGAAGACGGUGUCCAUGUGGAAUACCGACUUGACGGAAGCCUCUUCAACAUUCGUCGGCUCCAAGCUCACACAAAGACAAAGAUCCGCCAGAUCUGUGAGCUUCAGUAUGCUGAUGACUGUGCAAUCUUAGCCCACAGCCCAGACUCUAUGCAGUACGCCCUUAACAUAAUAUCCAGUCUGUACCAAUCUUUCGGCCUACAGGUUAACACUCAAAAAGACCGAGGUCAUGUUCCAUCUCACCACCCCCGUUCCCGCACCCCCCAGUUUUCACAUAAAUGGUGUCCCACUUAAAUCAGUGGACCACUUCACCUACCUCGGCUCCACUCUGUCCUCAAGCAGCUCCCUUGAUACAGAAAUACACACUCGGAUAAAUAAAGCCUCAUCAUCUUUUGGACGCCUACGCAGCAGGGUCUUUGAAAAUCGUAACCUGAAGGUCAGUACCAAGGUUGCUGUUUACAAUGCGGUAUGUCUCUCCACUCUUCUUUAUGGGGCAGAGUCAUGGACCCCAUACCGCCAGCACAUCAUCCACCUAGAGGCCUUCCAUAUUCGCUGCUUACAAAAAAUCCUCAGCUUGUCCUGGAAAGAUCGAAUCCCCCAAACAGUCAUCCUCAGCAACACCGACUCAAUCUGUAUGGAAGCUGCUGUGGC
Cyprinus carpio (common carp) is the source of this 2787-nucleotide messenger RNA. RefSeq lists its product as uncharacterized. Gene Ontology annotation, molecular function: catalytic activity. The transcript is spliced from 3 exons. Bases 1 to 2430 code for a protein of 809 amino acids. The record is from RefSeq and is a predicted model, not a curated record. NCBI's taxonomy places the organism in Eukaryota, Metazoa, Chordata, Actinopteri, Cypriniformes, Cyprinidae.